Olea europaea var. sylvestris is the source of this 639-nucleotide messenger RNA. RefSeq lists its product as uncharacterized. The record is from RefSeq and is a predicted model, not a curated record. NCBI's taxonomy places the organism in Eukaryota, Viridiplantae, Streptophyta, Magnoliopsida, Lamiales, Oleaceae. Gene Ontology annotation, molecular function: nucleic acid binding. Bases 1 to 639 code for a protein of 212 amino acids. The transcript has 6 exons. Gene Ontology annotation, biological process: DNA integration.
AUGGAUUUUGUGGUAGGAUUUCUAAGAGAGACUGUAAGAUUGCAUGGUGUCCCCGUAUCUAUUGUGUCUGAUAGAGAUUCGAGAUUUAUGUCAAAGUUUCGGAAGAGCUUACAAGGAGCUAUAGGAACGAAAUUGCAUUUUUGUACGGCAUAUCACCAUCAAUCUGAUGGUCAGUCUGAAAGGACCAUUCAAACUUUGAAAGGUAUGCUAAGGGCCUGUGUUCUAGAUCUAGAAAGCAGUUGGGAAUCGUAUCCACCUUCGGACAAAAUCAGAGAAAAGAGAAUUUUGGGACCAGAUAACAUUGAAAAGACAGUGAAAACCAUUGAUAAGAUCGGUACCAGGAUAAAGGUAGCACAACAUAGACAAAAGAACUAUGCAGAUACCAGAAGAAAAGACUUCGAAUUUGAGAUUGGAGAGAAAGUUUUUUUAGAAGUAGCACCAAUAAAGGGUGUACUUAGGAAACAGUUAUUCAUAAUAAACUUUGUACAAGAAAAGGUUUCAAAAGUCAAGAAAGAAAAAUAUAAGAGAGGAGCAAAUUUCUUAAGCUUCGGGUGCCAUCGAGAAACAACUUCCACCGACCAAUUCGUUUCAAUAAGUAAUUGGAAUUUGCUGAAAAACCAUUUACGUGCAAUGAUAUGA